Molecule: messenger RNA, 1011 nt
Organism: Triticum turgidum subsp. durum (durum wheat)
Lineage: Eukaryota; Viridiplantae; Streptophyta; Magnoliopsida; Poales; Poaceae
Source: the annotation of a GenBank genome assembly
AUGUGCCCCGGGGCGCCGGUCGCGGCGGUGGCGUCGGACAAGAGCGUGUGCGUGAUGGACGCGUCCGGCCCGCUGGGCCAGGCGCUCGUGCACCGCCUCCUCCGCCGGGGCUACACCGUCCACGCCGCCACCUACGGCCGCUCGCUCGACGCGCUCGCGCUGCUCGCCGCCGCCGGCCACGACGAGGACCGGCUCAAGCUCUUCCGCGCCGACCCCUUCGACUACCACUCCAUCGCCGACGCCGUCCGCGGCUGCUCCGGCCUCUUCUGCAUGUUCAACACCCACGAGGACCAGGCCGGCUGCGACGAGGUGAUGGUGGAGGUGGAGGUCCGGGCGGCGCAGAACGUGCUGGAGGCGUGCGCGCAGACGGUGACCAUGGAGCGGGUGGUCUUCACCUCCUCCGUCACCGCCGUCGUCUGGAAGGACGACGACCACAAGCCCGUCGACGCCUUCGACGAGCGGAACUGGAGCGACCUCAACCUCUGCAGGAAGCGCAAGGUAAUCAAUCAAUCAAGCGCUGCAGCUUCUUUCUUUUCAGCGCAAGGGCUAAUUACUGUUAUUACUGGGGGGUUGGUGCAGUUGUGGCAUGCGCUGGCCAAGACGCUGUCGGAGAAGACGGCCUGGGCCUUGGCCAUGGACAGAGGGGUGGACAUGGUGGCCAUCAACGCCGGCCUGCUCACCGGGCCGGGGCUCUCCUCCGCCCACCCCUGCCUCAAGGGGGUCCCCGAGAUGUACGAGCACGGCGUCCUCGUCACCGUCGACGCCGACUUCCUCGCCGACGCCCACGUGGCCGCCUACGAGUGCCCCACGGCCUUCGGCCGCUACCUCUGCUUCAACAACGUCGUGUGCCGGCCCGAGGACGCCCUCCAGUUCGCCCAGAUGCUCACCCCGUCCGCUCCAUGCUACCCGCCGAGUGAUGAGCUGAAGGUGAUCCCACAAAGGAUUCAGAACAAGAAGCUGAACAACCUGAUGGUGGAGUUUGCCAGUGCCAUAUACGGGGACUUGGAUUAG